Messenger RNA from Oncorhynchus masou masou (cherry salmon), 4340 nucleotides. It is a transcript of the gene osgepl1, whose product is annotated as O-sialoglycoprotein endopeptidase-like 1. Gene Ontology annotation, cellular component: mitochondrion. The coding region runs from base 3230 to 4279 and encodes 349 amino acids. Gene Ontology annotation, biological process: tRNA threonylcarbamoyladenosine modification. NCBI's taxonomy places the organism in Eukaryota, Metazoa, Chordata, Actinopteri, Salmoniformes, Salmonidae. The record is from RefSeq and is a predicted model, not a curated record. The transcript is spliced from 7 exons.
UGAAUGCUUUUAAGUGAUGUCACAGUGGCAAAAGCUUUGUUUAAAAUAAAUUGUUUUACUUUAUUGCAUUUCAUGUAAUCCAAAAUGUCAUUACACCUUGAUCUUAUUCCUAAACUGUGUGUGCAUAGUAAUCUGACAUGAGACUAUCCAAUUAUAAAGGUAGAGCAUUCCUGUAACAAUUAUGUGAACCUUAGGAAUUAAUUUUUGUACUGUUGGCUCAACUCCUUUGAAAACCUCAAAGUGGUGAGUCUGAUAUUUUUGAGCAUCGAUUUUAUAUUUAGUCCCAAAUGCCACAUCGGUAGAGGCUGUUCCAUAGAAGACUUCCUGGACUGGACUAGCAGUGUACAAGGCUCUCAAGUUACAUACAGGUUUUUCCCGGUGCAGAUGUACGGCUGACCUCUCCUCUGCACUGUCCUUGUCCCGCAGGACCCCACAGGUUAGCAUGGUGGUGGCGCCAUGUAUUUCAGAGGGUGAGGAGUCGGGCAAAACAAACUGGCAGGAGGGGUACUUAUCAUGGGUGUAGGCCCCACCACGCUGCCCACGUGCCACAAGGUCAAUGCAGACCAUGACAGCGUGAUUGUAAGUGGGUGAACGCCUUUCCAGCAGCAACAAUCCUCACUGCCUCUGGCUCAACGACUGCAGCCCCCACAGCCUCGCUCCUGCCCUGCUCUUGCUGCAGCCACAGCAGCCAUGUAGUCCUGCAUCUUGGCUUUCAUAAAGGAGGUGAACAGCUGGCCUUUUAGUGCCACCGUCACUUGUUUGUCCUCAUAAUAGGAGGUGGGACGUGUUUCCUGGCCUGCUCAAACUUUGAUCUGGUCAAAGGCGGGCAUGCUGGUGUCUUGACCAGGAAAAGGUCCCCUAGACCUCCAGUUUAUUCUACCUGAGGGCGACAGAUCAGAUAUGUGCAUGUCCUUACUGCCGUCAAUGUCUGGUGCAUCACUGGCAAGGCAUAUAAUGAUCUCCAGAGGGUGAGGGUUGCCCUUAUACUUGCAUGCCCCGUACUCUCUUGAUGUGCGUCAGUUCAGGUAACGGGUACACUGUGGCUAACUCCUUUAUCAAACGAGAGGUUUCUUUCUUGUUUACGAUGGGAGCUGCAAAGGCCUUGAUUAGCUCAGCGUCAUGUGAGUGAAUGUUGGACAGCACAGGAUAAGCGACCCAGGAGUCUAUGUCACACUCAGAUUAUUUGAUGCGUUUGGACUGUGGCUCCAUUUCACAUAGUACCUGUGUUAAAGAUGUUCAACCACAAAUCUGGCCAAAGAACUCGGAUCCAGACAAUGUUUACAUAAAAUGGGUGAUUCUGCAACUUUGGGCACUUUGGCCAAGUUAAACAUAUUCAAACACCAGUUUACCAGCAUUUUAAUUGUCUUUGAUUUGUCUAGAAACAAUAUUUGAAAACGGCUGCAUUUGUACUAUUUUUGUCAUUUUUCCCAGACAGCCAGACAAAUGUAAUUUGCAUCAUUAAUCAUCCAUUUUAGUUGAAAAUGAAAUGAACAUAUUUAACACAUUUCUUAUGUGUACAUGAACAUGUAUUGAAUAUGAUUUUUAGUGAUUAAGGUUUUCCUAAAAUGAAUAAUUCAACACGAUGCCUGAAUGUAUAAACUUGCCUUGGUGACAGCUGAAAACAUUUAUGAAAAAUAAGAUAUUUCCACCUAACAUUUUGAACCACAACCAUUGUUUAAACAUUUAAAUAAUAAAAGACAAAGUAAGAUUCUAAAACACUGGAACUAGCAUCUUUUUAACAUGAGAACAAUGUUUGGUCUUUGACUACACUUAGAUCCAACAACUAGAACUUCCAGCACCUAUAUAUUGAGGGAAAAGUUAAUUGAGAACUGGACAUGUUUUAUUUAAUGCAUGAUUUUAUGUCCUGCUUUGUACUGUAUAUGAGUAUCUAAGGCUUAGAAAUAGGGCCACGUUCCUCUCAGACCAACCAUCCAGCUCCAUGUACCUCUUGGUCACGAGGUUGGGUUCAGGGGCAAGUCCAAGCACAUGCUGUGGUCUGUACCAUAUGAUGUUGUCACUCAUCGGCCCCCCAAAAAACGGUUGGGGCCAACGCAACUCAUGGUUUUAACAAGAGCACCACUCUCUGUGUGAACGUCUUGCACGAUGCCAGGGUAAACGUCCUGAUCACACUCCACCCCACACCACUUUCCAAUCAAUGCUUCACUUAGAUCUUCAACGGGCUGGAAGGCGCUGUGAGAUGUGUUGGAUUUUCCAUCUUGGUCUGCCUCUAUUUUUUCAAACAGAGUCAGUCUGUGGAGUGCAGUGAUGUGGAAAGGAACAGAAGCAACGACUGUCACUGACGAUCUGGAAAAAAUCAUUUCUAAGUUAUGCACAUUCAAAAUAUGUAAUGAUAGCAUAGUCUAGUGAUACAUAGUGUAGUGAUAAUGUUUGAAUAACAAAUGGAAGAUUUGACAUAAAAUAACCCACAACUAUUACCUGGUGUAUCUUCAUUGUCCCACAGAUUGUGUCCAGGUGAUCUGGUGGGAGGUCCUCCAUGCUCUUUAUUGCCUUUGAGAUAUAUAACAGCCGACUGCUGUAAUACUGUAGUUUGUCCACCAUGAACUGGAGGUUGGCGUAGGUUUUGCAGAACCAUGUGUCCCUAUCCUGGACUGUUAGCUUGACAACCCAAAAAGGACAUAUUUUGCAGAAUGCAUAGUAGGAAAAGGUUUUGAAUUAUGCCAUUAAAGAAGCGCUUCUGCUUUUUCCUUCCUAGUGUGUCCUUUUCCCCUUUUGUUACUCUACUGUUGUCAUCACGUUCAUAAAUUCAAGUGAUUUUCUCUUCUGUGGCUGUGCUAAUUCUGUCACACUGUUUUUUCCUGGAGUAUUGAAGACUUGUUGACCUGUUUUCAUUUGCCCUCAUUGUUUUUGCUGAAAAUUCAAAUGAUCCGUUUGGGGCUUUGUCCAGGCCAUACUUUCUUAGGAUGUUGCCUCUAAGCAUUUUUUAAGGCAGUUUGUCCUUGGCAAUGCACAUUUUUUUUUUUUUUUGCUUUAACUCUGCAAUGAUGGCAUUUUGAAACAAGUUCUUUGGAGUUCCCUUUCUUCUUGUCUUUGGGGAAUCUUUCUUCCCAUUUUCUUCAUCAGUUUUUCUCAGCUUUCUGUAAUGCAUUAUCAAGUUUGACAUUGUCAUGCAAAGAUCUGUGUAUGUUUUUGAACAACCCCUUCCAACCUUUUUACUUCCAGCAAGUAUUUGACUUCUCAUUCCUGUUGCAGACGAUGAGGAAGGGGUAUAAUGGUGUGCAUCAGGGGCAGGACUGGUGGGAUUAUUCCCACUGUUGCCCAGCGGCUCCACAGAGAGAACAUAGGCCGCGUCGUCCAGGAGGCCAUGGAGAGGAGUGGCGUCACCCAGAGUCAACUGUCUGCUGUAGCCACCACAGUGAAGCCGGGCCUGGCCCUGAGUCUGGGGAUAGGCCUGCACUUUAGCCUGAACUUUGUAAAGCUACACCAGAAGCCCUUCAUCCCCAUCCACCACAUGGAGGCCCAUGCCUUGACAGUCAGGAUGCUCCAGCCUGUAGUAUUCCCCUUCCUCGUCCUCCUAGUCUCCGGAGGUCACUCUCUCUUGGCUCUGGCCAGAGGAAUCGAUGACUUUCUUCUCCUGGGUCAAACACUGGAUGAAGCACCAGGGGACACUAUGGACAAGGUGGCAAGACGUUUGUCACUCAUCAAACACCCAAAGUGCUCCAUGAUAAGUGGGGGUCAAGCAAUAGAGAUUCUGGCUCGAGAUGGAGACAGGUUGAAGUUUCUCUUCAAGCCACCAAUGGGAGCGCACUAUGACUGUAACUUCUCAUUUGCUGGUCUGCGAAAUCAGGUGACGAUGUCAAUACAGAAAAAAGAGGAAGAGGAAGGUGUGGAGCAGGGAACUUUGUUGUCAUGUGUUAAUGACAUAGCUGCUGCUACGCAGCACACAGUGGCCUCUCACAUUGCCAAGCGCACACAUCGUGCCAUUUUGUUCUGUAAGGCCAAAGACCUUCUGCCUUCCUGCAAUCCAACACUGGUGGUGUCAGGAGGAGUUGCCAGUAACCAGUACAUCCGAAAGAUUUUGAAGAUUGUCACAGACACCACUGGAUUACAUUUGCUUUGUCCUCCAUCCAGGUUUUGUACUGACAAUGGAGUCAUGAUCGCAUGGAAUGGAGUUGAGAGACUGAGGGAAGGAAAGGGCAUCCUGUCCCAUACUGAGGAGGUCAACUAUGAGCCCAAAGCUCCCCUGGGUGUGAACAUAACAUCAGAAGUGAAGGAGGCAGCUAUCAAACUUCCACCAUUAAAGCUGAGGGUUACGGACUGACGUUCACUUAUGUACAUAUCCAUAUAAUUCCUACUAUUUACCAUUAAACUUUUGAAAUACA